CGGAGUAUUUAAGGGGAGAGCAUCAAUUAUCAGCAGUCACUGACACCUGCAAAGCUCCAGGAGCUUCCCUACUAAAUAUAUACAAGCCUCCCAUACUCUCUUCAACAACCACCAUGUUCUGUCUCAGGAGCUGGCUCCCCCUCCUCUUCAUCCCAACCAACGCAUCCCCCCUCUUCCUCAUCUCCUACGUCGCCCUCACCUACGUCCUCCACCGACCAUGCAUUUACUGCACCGCGCUUCUGAUAAUCCUCUUCGCUUCGUCCUGCAACUGGUCUGAUCACUGUUUCUUCGAUCUCCGCCGUGACUGGUUCUCGCCGCCGUUUGUUUCUUCUGCGAAUACUGUGCAAAACACCACAAAUGCUGCCACGAGUGCUGGGAAUAUUUCGUCUCUCUCGCCGGAUCAGAUGGUUUCGCCUCUCGAGGAAGGAGGAUUAGCGGGGUAUGUGUUUGAGGCGGUGAAUUCGACAACAAAGGCGUUGGCGGGUGCAGCGGUUGAGGGGGUGCAGCGGAGGUUUGCGCUUAAUGAGACUGCUUCGACUACUGGUGCUGCUGACGGGCAAGAAUGGACUGGGGUUGGACUUGAAUGGUUGCGCAGUUUGCUGGGGCGACGGGAAUGGACGAUUCCGUGCGUGGAUGUCAAGGUUCGGUUAUAGAUUUUAAUGGGCUUAUAUGCGUCUUGAGUCAGGAUAGCUAGUUGGA
Molecule: messenger RNA, 699 nt
Organism: Aspergillus glaucus CBS 516.65
Lineage: Eukaryota; Fungi; Ascomycota; Eurotiomycetes; Eurotiales; Aspergillaceae
Exons: 3
Coding region: 114-653 (179 amino acids)
Source: RefSeq, a predicted model, not a curated record